Molecule: messenger RNA, 1238 nt
Organism: Eurytemora carolleeae
Lineage: Eukaryota; Metazoa; Arthropoda; Copepoda; Calanoida; Temoridae
Product: neuronal calcium sensor 2
Exons: 9
Coding region: 212-691 (159 amino acids)
Molecular function (GO): calcium ion binding
Source: RefSeq, a predicted model, not a curated record
AGUUUUUAGAAGAAAAAAAGUUAAAAAUCGGAAACCGACAAGGCAUUCCUAACCCCCGAAAGCAAAUUGAAGACUUGUUUACUGCUAUAUUAGUAGUACACUUUUAAAAAUUCAAUCUAACAAAAUUUGGUUUGGUGCUCCAACAAAUUGUAAUGAAAUUCGUAAAAAGUGUGGUGUAUUAAAAAGAUAUGAAGAAAAGGAGUUAGCUCAGAUGCUGAUAGGGUUCAGAGAGGACUUUCCAGCAGGAGGAAUAUUUAGACAUCAAUUUGAAGAAUUUUUCCCGGAAAUCAAGAUGGGGAAAAGUAUGUCAGACAUGGUCUUCAGUGUUCUUGAUGGGGAUCAUAAUGGAUACCUGGAUUUCAAGGAAUUUCAACAGGCAAUUGACCUGGUAGGAGCCAGACUCCCAGAUGACAGACUCAGGUGGUCUUUCAAGCUGUAUGAUGAAGACAAUUCUGGGAGUGUACAGCUUGCUGAGAUGGAGAAGGUUAUGGAAUGUGUUUACAAUAUGUUUGAGGGAAUGGGACAGCGUCCAAGUGGCGAUCCUAAGAUUCGAGCCAAGGAGAUAUUUGAGAAGAUUGAUAUCAACGGAGAUGGAGAACUAACAGAGAAUGAAUUUGUUCGGGGUUGCUCUGAGGAUAAAGAAAUGAUGACAUUACUGAACAGUCUUUUCACCUCCAUGGUCGGGAAUUGAUUUCUCUUAACUCAUAAAAAAUAUUUAAGUAUAUAUGGACAUUGCACAUUCAGGAGAGAAAUUAUCUAUUUAAGUUUUACACAAUUUUGACCAAACUUUUUCUAAAAUAGCUGAAGAUUGAAAUCAAGAAGUUUGCAUCAUACCUAAAAGUUUAAGUUAACAAAAAAAUCAACAUCUCUAGCAAUUUUCAAAUGUGUGCAGUGUGCAUAUUUUAUUAAUAGCUGUGAUUUCUUGUUAAGAAAUGUAUCACAUCUAUGUAAUAAAACAAAACAUUUAUACAUAUGUAUAGUUUAAAUGUGAGUGUUAUUUUAGACCCAAAUUAAGAAUCAAUUUACAAUCAGCUUAUGAUUACAGGGGAAGAAAGUUCCAAACUGUGUAAUCAUGUUCCAAACCUGACACUGAGUCCCAAAUUUGGGCACAAAUAUCAUGAUCAACAUUUUAGUGACUCUUCAUGUGCCAAGUGCAAAAAUCAAUUAAAUAAACUAUCUCCAACAUAUUAUCAUGCAUGACGAGAAAUACAAAUAACACUUUUUACUACUAAUCUAAA